Misgurnus anguillicaudatus (oriental weatherfish) is the source of this 4149-nucleotide messenger RNA. RefSeq names its product distal-less homeobox 2a (gene dlx2a). The record is from RefSeq and is a predicted model, not a curated record. NCBI's taxonomy places the organism in Eukaryota, Metazoa, Chordata, Actinopteri, Cypriniformes, Cobitidae. Gene Ontology annotation, molecular function: RNA polymerase II cis-regulatory region sequence-specific DNA binding; DNA-binding transcription factor activity, RNA polymerase II-specific. Gene Ontology annotation, biological process: negative regulation of transcription by RNA polymerase II; cell differentiation; embryo development.
AUUAGACACUGGUCAUGUGAUCAACUCCCCCUAGUGGUGAACCAUCAGAUUUUCAAAACGUUUCGAAACAGUUAUGACGUAAUGAAGCCUCGUUUGCUAAAAUCACGUGACUUGGGCCAGUUUGAAACAAGCUCCGAACCACUGAUUCGAAACAAAAGAUUCGUAAAUGUUUCGAAGCCUCAUGAAGCAGUGCUUCGAAAACGACCAUCACUAGCAUAAACCCAUAACCAAAUAAACAAAUAAAACUAACAGGCCUCAUUUCAAUUAUGUAGUAAUUGGCAUCACAACUGCAACGUCACAGAAAUGUAAUUUCAUUAAAUUAAAAAGCUCGAAGGACUGGUGAUAAGUUAUAUUAUAUUACAAGAGAAAGCUGUCUAUUUGAUUACUGUGCUUUAAGUCCUGUCAAAUUGUGAAGAACAUACGCGUUGCGUCCCAAACCGCCUACUUUAUUGUAUGUAAAAAACACUACUUCGCCUACUAUAUCGUAUGGAAGUAGGCUGUUUGGGACUUUCUGCCAUACAUCUUACUCAUGUUUUACAUGCUCCUUUUAAACCUUUUUCCAUUGUAGCUCCUCAUGUGGUCAACAAAUGUUACUGGAUGUAAUGAUGUGCUGUGUCAGUAGAGGUGCUGUUGCUCCUUUAAAUGUAAUUACUACUGGCAUGACAAGCUAAAAAUAAGCUAUAAACACAAGACAAAAAAAACCCUCCACGAUAUCAUAAAAAAAUGCACAUUUCUUUCCACCAAAAUCCAUAUAACGCAUUGCAUUUACAGUUAUUACACUAAAUCAACUUAAGUCGUUUUUUUAACUAUGAAUUUGAAUUUAUUAUAUAAAUGUAUAUAAAUAUACAGUUCCGGAAAUAUUUGUUAGAAACUUUCGUUUGCACAUUUUCACAUGUUUAAAAGUAGAAGAGCAUAAGAAAAGAAUUUAUAUUAUUGGUGAAAAGUGAUUUGUGCAGGAGGAGAGAGAAUGCAUAUUUUACACAAAAUUAUGCAGAUUUGUACCAUGCUUAUACUAUUGUACGUUUAUAAGUUUAUGUUUUUUGUUUUACAGUCGUUAUGCAAUUAAACUAGUUUGGCAUAAACAUAAAUGAAACUGUCCUGAGCCAAAUAAUGCUAAGAGAAUGCCAAAUGUUUUGGGAUAUAAAUGGUAUAUUUUUAAGUUUGACAUUUUGACAAAAUGCCCCAUGGCAUGUAAGCUGUAUAAGGUAAACGCCUAUUAAAACAGAACCCCUGUUCAAAUGUCUUUACAGCAAAUGUUUAAACAGUUAAACAAUUAUGAACUACAGAAAUAAUUAAAAAAACAUGCAUAAAAUAUCAAACUAUUGUCUUUUUCAAAUUAUUGUCAUUGAGAAAAAAGUUACAUUUUAGACAUUUAAAAUAUGAAAAAAUUUUGACCUGACAUGUAAAGCUACCCUUUGAAAACAUUGUUUUUACUUAAGUAUUUUAAUACCAUCUACCCUAAUCAUAUAUUAGGCUCUUCUGUGUUAAAUAUUAGUAAUGACUGUACUAUUUUAGAUGUUUUUAUUGACUUGUUUUUAAUACUUAUAUCAGCCCCCAAAAUUAAAUGUAUUUUAAUUUUACUUUAAAGGAUAUAAUUAACAUAUUUUAAACUAGGUGUGUUACUGCCAACAUACUUAUGUGUAAUCAAACUUGACUCAAAUAUUAAAGUUGUAGCCUACAGAAAUACUGCUCUUGUGACAACCUUCCAGUCUGACAACUUGCUAUAUGUACUUAUAUAAUCACCGUUGAAAUGAUUACACGUAUAGAUAAUUUAUAAAAAGGUCAGCUCCAGCAGGACUGCAAUAAGCAUAAAAGUUUCUUGUUUACACCGACAGGUGUCGCAGCAGGUCAGGACGCCAUAACGGCGCAAGUCAUAAACGUAGGCUACCUAAAUUCUGAAGUCGGGACUGUCGGGGUUUAAGUCAUCCGUUUACUUUAUAGUUAAAAAAAAUGCACUUUGGGGUUUUGCUUUUAUUGUAUUUAUCUUUGUAUUGAAUAUAUAAUCUGUCAGAGGAUUUGAAGCGAGUGUUUCUAUUCUUUGUAAUCUUAUUUUGUUUAAUUUAUUUUUAUUGCAUACUUUGUAGAAGAAGACUUCAUAGAAGUCGUAAAGUCAUUUCAGAUCAUUAUUAUUUGAACGUGGGCAACAAAAACUGGUCUGUCUAGCACCGAACAAUGCAUUUAUGUUUUUUUUUUCAAUGUAAUUAUGUUUAUGCAAUUUAAGGAAUGUAUUAUCAAGCUAUAGCCUACGUGCUGUUUUCAUUUAAAGAAAGAUUCUGCAGUGAAUAACCACGCGAUGCAUACAUUGCAGGAAUAUGCUUAUGGGAGCUGUGUGCAUCCGGCAUUCAUUGGCUGCGUAACGCGCACAAGUUCAUCCUCCCCCGUGACGCACGAUAAAUGUCCGUCCUCCCGCAUUUCGGCUGACAGACAAUCAGAGUUCUGCAUCGCGUCGCGUCGCGUCUGCUUCUGUUUAUCUCCAAAGUGAAAUGCAGCCGUCAUCAGAAAAGUGAUUUAAUCCUGCGCUUUACAAGAGUUUUUAUGGGUUUGCUUAUUCGUUGGACUUGCGUUUGUUUAGCAUUUUUUGCUUUAUGAAAAACAUGACUGGAGUUUUUGACAGCCUUAGUACAGAUAUGCAUUCAAACCAGAUUACCUCCAGCAAUUAUCACAAUCUGCACAAAUCCCAGGAAUCGCCUACUUUACCGGUCUCCACCGCCACCGACAGCAACUACUAUAAUAAUAACCAGCAGGCCGGCCAGUGCGCCGGUUCUCCAUACGGCCAGAUCAGCUCUUACCAAUACCAGAACACCAGCAUGAACGGCGUCCAGUAUGGCUUCGGUAAUGCGUUCGGCCCCUACAGCGCGUACGGCUCCUGUUCUUCACCAACUCCUGCAGAUGCUGAAAAAGAAGAAAGUGAACCUGAAAUACGAAUGGUUAAUGGAAAGCCAAAGAAGGUCAGAAAACCUCGAACUAUUUACUCGAGUUUUCAGCUGGCGGCCCUGCAGAGGAGAUUUCAGAAGACGCAAUAUUUGGCUCUGCCGGAGAGAGCCGAACUGGCAGCAUCUCUGGGCCUCACACAAACACAGGUAAAAAUCUGGUUCCAGAAUCGUCGUUCCAAAUUCAAGAAGUUGUGGAAAAGUGGAGAAAUCCCACCCGAGCAGCAUGUGGCCUCCAGCGAGUCUCCACCUCACCACUCACCGCCUCUCAACACGGCCUGGGAGUUCACGCAUAAUCAGAGAAUGAACAAUGCAAACGCCGGUUUGCCCCAGAGCAACAGCCCCCCGAUCACGACCACCCCUUCCUUUCUGACAAACUACCCCUGGUACUCAUCCACGAACUCUGCAACCCAUUUACAGCCACUGCAUCAUCAAAACACAACUAUAAGCGCCGGGACAAUAUUUUGAUCAACUUCUUAAAAACUGGGAAAAUCAUAUUGCAACUUACUGUAACUAAAGACUUUUAGUCCUAUAUUUAUACAGUGAGACGUCACCUACGCCACGUUGAUCACAUCUUUUGGCGCGUAACAGUUUCUUGUCAUGCAAUGGACACGAAAAAAAUCAAACAUAUACAAUUAUUUUUGUAUUUAUUUAUUUUGUUUCUGGGGGUGGUAUAUCAAUGGAUUCAUUUUUUUAAUUGCUCAGUAAACCACUGUUGUCCAAAGCCCAGAGAGCUCACGUGGACGUUAUCGGAGUGAAUAUUGCAGCAGGGUAUAUAAUAAUCAUUAAAGCACAUGUAGCACAACCUCAAGCUGUUUGGUGCCUUUUAUAUAAUGACCUCACUGUCCUCAUAUAGAGUAAAUGUGUUUCAUGUGGCUGCCUUUUGUGUUUAUUUUACAUUUAGUAAGCUACAUGAGGUAAGUUGACAAAACAGCAUCAAUCUCUGUACUCGAGUGUUUUCAUCACAUCAUCUUAAUAAUAUUGCCAUAGGAUAUUACAUUAGGUUGUCACUGUGUUUUUUCUUCUUUUAUUAUUAUUAUUAUUAUUAUUAUUAUGAAUAAGACAUUAUUGUAAAGCACUGGUAAGCUACUGAUGUUCAUGUUCACCUGUAAAAGGAAAUUUUCUCCGAAGUACUUUGUUUUUAUUUAUUUUGAAAUCUGAAUGAAAUAUUCUGCCACUAAAAUGACCAAUCUUAUUUAAAUAAAAGGUUUCAUGUGAA